AUGCCAGGUGACUACACCCAUCUCUCAGAGCUGAGGAUUGUGCUGCUGGGAUACAGAGUAGCUGGGAAGACUUCAUCAGGAAACACCAUCCUGGGCAGAGAGGAGUUUGACCUGAGGACAGCUGUUCAGUGUGUGAAGAGACAGCGAGAAGUAGCAGGGAGGCAUGUCACUGUGGUCGACACUCCAGGCUGGUGGGCUAAUCACCCCUUACAGAAAACUCAUGAGCUGCUUAAACAGGAGAUUGUACUCAGUGUGUCUCUGUGUCCCCCAGGACCCCAUACUUUCCUCCUUGUCAUAGAUGUGGAUGACUCAUUCACUGAGGAAUACAGAAGAGCAGUAGAGGAACACCUGGAGCUUCUCAGUGAGACAGUCUGGAGUCACACUAUAGUGCUGUUCACCCAUGGGGACUGUCUAGGAGACACAACCAUUGAUCAGCACAUUGAGAGACAAGGGAAGGCCCUCCAGUGGCUUGUUGAGAAAUGUGGAAACAGGUAUCAUGUCUUCAACAAUAAAAACAGGGGUGACGGCACGCAGAUCACAGAGCUGCUGAAUAACAUAGAGGAGACGGUGGCAGGAAACAGAGGAGGACAUUAUGAGAUAAAUGGAGAGAUACUACUGGAGAUAAAAGAGAAAAGGAAAGCAGAGGAAGAGAGAGCAAAACAGAGACUGAUGAAGGUUCAGGAACAGAGAAAGACCCUCAGAUCGCUAAUGGGUGAGAUUAUUUAA
Messenger RNA from Salvelinus namaycush (lake trout), 726 nucleotides. RefSeq names its product GTPase IMAP family member 4-like. NCBI's taxonomy places the organism in Eukaryota, Metazoa, Chordata, Actinopteri, Salmoniformes, Salmonidae. Bases 1 to 726 code for a protein of 241 amino acids. The record is from RefSeq and is a predicted model, not a curated record. Gene Ontology annotation, molecular function: GTP binding. The transcript has a single exon.